AUUACGUUUAAUAAUAUUGCUAUGUUCUUCUAUUAUAGUUAUAAUUCUUUUAAAUUCACUGUGAUGGACAGUGUCUGGAAAACGAUUCACACAUAUUAACACUGUGAUAAACUAUAAACAAUAGAAUGAGUAACCAUAGUAGCUACAAUUUUAAUCAUAAGUAAUUCAAUCUCUUUGUUUUUAGGUACUAAGACGGAUAUAAUAAAUAAACCUGUGAGCAAAACUAUGCACUGAAGUAUUCUGCAAAAUACUCCAGUUGAAUUCAUCUCUGUCUGAAACAGCUAUCCACGAGAAUUUCUAUUUAAUAAUUAUGUAGUUGUCUAAAAUGUGUUGUCGUUGCUCACAAUCUGUCAUUCAAGCAUUCGAUACUUCGUACUAUUGACCUUGGAAAGUGCCUUAUUAUGACAACGUGUUAUCGUGAUCGAUCAUCUUUUAAAGAUUCAAAUUUUAUGCUUCAUUUUUUUGAUGCAUUAAAAAGGUUCACGAAUAUGUUCAGUGUACAUAUACAGUUGAUUUUAGCAGAGAUCAAUGUUGAAGAAUUACGAAAUAUGAUGAAGUGUUCAAAAAGGUACAAAAAGAUGGCAAUCAGAUACAAUGAACAAGUUAAUCAUCGUUAUAUUUUCACUUUGUUGAAAAAUCACUUGUACUGCUAUAAAAGCUUUUUCUAUGGUGAUGACAAUUUCAACGUUUUUUUAAAAUAUUUAAAGCACUUUAUCAGUAUGCAGUACGGCUGUGGUAUUCAACUUUCUACUAUUUACCGUUCCCUUUCGGUGCCUAAGGAAAAAGCGACAAUAUGGAGGCCAUACAUCUAUGCCCUUGUAUAUACUUUAUUGUCUGGCAUAGUUGUUUUUUACCUUAAAAGAUAUUUCUGUUGGUGUGAAUUUAAUGCUACAGUGCCUACAGUUGCUUAUUUUGUACGUGAUAAGUGGAAGACAAUUAGUAAAAGUUUCGUAAAUGAAUUAGUUAAAGAUGGUGUCAUUCAGGUUGUAAAUAAUUCGGUUACACCAUUGUCUUCAAUUCACUUGCACGAGUAUACUGGCAAAAGAUACUCAAUAACUCAUAGUGUUGGUCGUUUAUCAAUGAAAUCUUCUGGGAAUAUAUUUCGUCUAGUUACUAAUGCUAGUUAUCAAUUACCAAAUAAUGAAGCAAUAAAUUUAAAGAAGUGCCAAUCAACAGUGAAUUGCUUAAGUCUUAACCAACGUCUGAAGCUUCAAAAUGGCUUAUUCGAUGUAUUUAAACGACUGCAAAAUGAAUUUCCAAAUAUUUAUGCACCAUCUCUAUUGUCAACAAAAUCUGCAUUCACCGCUUUACUAUCCUUUCGUUCAUUCGCCUAUUCAGUUGGAUUUCGUCGAUUUUGGAUUGCUAAAGUUGAUAUCCAAGAUUGUUUCAAUCAGAUUGUCCACUCACGGUUAUUAGAAAUAUGUUCCAAUGUUUUCGAUGAAGUUAGCUUUUAUAUGUAUCCCGAACCAGACGUACAAUUCCUUAAACGUGAAUUGGAAUGGUUUUUGAAAGAGUCUACCAUGUCUAUUGAUGGAAAUCUCUAUUCGUUUGUGAAGGGUAUCCCACAGGGUUCUUGUAUUUCAUCAGAUUUAGCAAAUAUAUAUUUAUCUCGACUAGACAGAGAACUGUACACUAAACAACUUCUCUGGUCUCCAUAUAAAUCACUGAGAAAUCCUGUGUUUGAGACAAAUAAUUAUGCUCUGAAAAAAUGUGCAACUUUCUUUCGGUAUUUAGAUGAUUAUUUGUGCAUUUCAACUUCUAAAAAUGAUCUGCAAAAUUUAUUGUCAACAUUACAAAGUGGGCUCAAAUCUUAUGAAUUAUACAGCAAUCAAAAGAAAUCACAGGAUAAUUUACAUAAUUCAAACACUCCUGUCAGUUGGCUUGGAAUCGAAGUCCACUGUAAUUUAGCAAUAACUCUACCCAAAAGUAAUCCAUUAAUAUUUUGUCGAUUUGCUGGUCAACCAUUAUCAGCGUCCAAGUGUAUUCGUCGAAUAUGUAAAUUUCGAUUACAUAGGUCAACCUGGCGUUUUACUUUUUAUAACAUCAAUUAUCAUAGUCAAAUAAAGAGAAACAUAUUUGAUUUGGCUAUUGUGAAUGCAAAACGCAAUGAUCGUCUCCUAAGAGUUAACGCUGUUCGACUAGGCAACUGGAUAGCUGAUAUUAUCUGGAUAUCUUUUAAAACUUCACCGGAAAAAGAUAGAUUAACUCAGCCUUCAGUAUGUCGACAGUUAGCAACGGCUGCAUUCAAAUGCAUUUGUGUAAAUAUCGGUUUCGGACGAGUGCAUUUACACCGUCUAGCUUUGAAUGCCGUUGUUAGACGUUUACUUCCUCAUAAUGGUGAAUUAAACUGGUUAAUUGUAUGGAUUCAACACUUUAUUGUCAAAAAGUGACUACCAGACAGUAAAACAACAGAUGUAUUAUUUUUUUCACUUUCCUACAUUUCUCUAUUAAAAUCUUCUUAUUAACAUUUUUGUGAGUGCUUUUCCACGUGCAUAAAAUAUAAAACCUCGUGUUUCUAUAAAAUCAAAAGACUUUAGAAUUACAUAUUUGUUUUUUUUUAUUUGUUGUUAAUUAACAGACAGUCAUGUACUCCUACAGUACUCAUAAUUUCUAUUGCAGAUUUGUCACAGCUAAAUGAUUCUAUGCAUCUCCUGAAUACUCUUUUUACGUUUCAUCGUAGCGCAGAGAAAUAUUUUUAAAAAUGUGUUAUUAGCAGUCCUACUACAAAAAUAAUACUUCUGCUUCCUAAGACUAAAAGGGAUUCCUAAUAAUCUGGUCAUUUUUAUUAUAAGACAGUAUAUUUAAUGUUGUAACUGAUCGAAUUGACUGUUACAAUUUGUUGCACACUAAGUGGCUAUCUGAUCGAUAAGACUAAACUGAACUGGUACUAAGCGGUGACCUACCAGUCGAUCUGGUUGACAGUAGGUCUAAAUGUGAUGACUGCCUUGCGUAAAUAUACUCAUACUGAACUGAUAUCAGGAUACAAAACAACAUCCCAUCAACGCAUAUAUUAUCCAUCUUUUUCUACAUUUGGUAAAUUGAAGUAAAUAAUUUUAAUAUAAAUAAAUUGCUGAAUGAAGCUAAUUCAAAAGGUCAUUAGGUAACCAAUGAAUUUUUAUCAAUCGACGUUGAGCUACGUUUCUCUUCCCUAUGAUAAACAACUUUGUUGAACUCUGAACACUUAUUUUAUUUAGUGAAUUCGCAUAUUUUGAUAAUUAGAGUUUAAUUCAACCGAACCGAUAAAACUCAGUCACCACUAAGGGUCAGAUAACUUGAUACAGUGUACUCCCUAGUAACUAACCAUUGGGAUUUUACUCCAAUCUAAUCGUUAUGAAAGGCAUCGUACUUAUUGACUUAAAUGUCUCCUAACUAACUUUUCCAGUAUUCCUAAAAUUGAUGAACUUCUCUGCAUACAGUUGUGUGCUACUGAAUGGUAUAUUAUGCAUUAACCUAAAAAAAAUCUCCUUAACAAUUCUUGUCGUCAUUUUUUUACAUAAUUGUGUGAUACAAUAAUCUAACAUUGCUAUCGCUUGAGUAACUGCAUGUUUGUGUUUUGAGUUCUAAAAACGACAUAAUACGGUUUAAAUUAAGUAAAAAUUAUUUACAUUGACUCCGAAUUUUUCCCUGAAAGCUCUAAAAAAUGUAGUAUCUAAUUAUAAGUACAAUGAAGUAACUUAGCACAUAGAGAUGGUUAUAUGAGAAUGAAACCAGCUCUUCAGGUAAUAAUUGUGGGUAAACGGUUCAGUUUUCUAUUUAUCAGUAAGGUUUAUCCUUCUACUGUGAAGUGUAUAUAUAGUGUUAAGUAAUCCUGUGGAUUGGAGGGUCUACGACUUCAUCGUCACUUACUGUCAUUACUGAACUGAUAAAUCUGUAGGUAUGCCGUUAAGCACUGAUGCCGCUUAGAACGUGAUUGUAUUCUUUCGGCAUGAUGAGUACACUUCUCAGCUACACGGAAUUGAUUCAGAAGCAUAUUUCGUGUUUUAGAUUAUCCACUUUUUGUUCUAAUUCGGUUUACUAAAUGUUAACUAAUCAUCAAUCAAUAAGUAGAUUUAGUCUUAAGUACUGUAUCUGUGGAUUAUUGUAUCUACCUGGUCGCAGCAUCCCAAGCUAAUUAAAGCAUAAUCAAAGAAUUUGAACACUUGAAUGAAUGUAAAACAGUUGUAUAAUAAUAAUGAUAAUCGGUUAAAGUUUGAUAUUCACCUUUAGUGGAUUAUUAUUAUACAUGCGUUUUCUAUUCAUUUAAUGAAUUAUUACAAUUCGUGUUGCGCAAUACACUACACGUUUCACGUUUUUUGUGGUAAACAUCAUUAUUCUGUUUUGUAUUCUGAUAUUUUCACCUUGUAUCCAUUUUACUAUUUUGUGCUUUUGAAACCCCUUUUCCACAAAUUCUUAUAUAUCUUACAAUAGUUCUGAUAACUGCAAGCUGGGAUCCGCUAGUGCUAUUGCUCUUACUGUUACGUCUAAUAUUCCCGCCCAUGAUUAUUAAAGUUGUAC
Molecule: messenger RNA, 4494 nt
Organism: Trichobilharzia regenti
Lineage: Eukaryota; Metazoa; Platyhelminthes; Trematoda; Strigeidida; Schistosomatidae
Source: the annotation of a GenBank genome assembly